GUUUGCUGCAGACAACGCGACGAUUCGGAACAGUUGCCGAGCAGCUUUUGAGCAGCGCUUUUCAUCCUUGUCGCUCGUUCGCAUUCACAUUCACGUUCGCGUUAUCGUUUGCUCCUUCGCUUAACGGUUAUUUGUGCAUUUUUUGGAAACUGCUUUUUAGCAGUGACGCUAAAAUGCCGUCGCUGCGUUUCGCAUAGUUUACAGAGUUAAAAAACCAAAAUUAAUAAAACUUAACAUAUCAGAUAUCAAAGAACAACAACAAUUUGAACAUGUUUUGGAUUUUACGUCGCACGGGCGCUGCCAAUUUUUUCAAUUCCUUGAACAACAAUUGCAGCUUCAGCAAAAACAAUGGAAAUGGAGGCGCCGGCGGCAAUGGCAACCACAGCAACAACACACAGGACAAAUACGUAAAACGGCCGCCCCGCAAGGCGUAUGGCAGACUUAGUGCCGAGGCCGAUGAUGCCGUGUCACUGGGCCAUAAAAUCGAUGAUCCAUUCGAUGAGCUAGACGAUUUUGAAAUGAUGGCACCUGGUGCCAGCAACAGCAACGGCAAUGGUAACCACAACCACAACAGCAACACGAGCACGAACACGAACACCAACGGCAACAAGAACAGCAACAACCGUAACAACCAUAACUCCAACGCCAACGCCAACAACAACAGCAAUAGCAAUAGCAACAACAACGGCAAUGACGAGGCCAAUGGCAAUGAGAAGAGCCUGGAGCUGUUGCCAUGUACGAACGAUGAUUGCCAGGGUAACUUUGUGGUGGAGAAUGCAUUAUGUGAGCUGGGACUGUGCCAGGUUAAAGCCAAAUCAUCAAAGGAGCUGUCAGCGGGCAACAUGUCCACAUCCAAGCAGAUUAACGAGAGCACAAUAAGUCGCCUACACGCAUUGGCCAUGGCCGACGAUGACGAUGACUAUGAUGAAUCGCUUACCUGUAAUGUUUGUGAUCGGUCCUUUCAUUGCCAUCGGCAGUUGGCUUCACAUCAGCAAAAGAAACGACAUUUUGGCUGCAGUGGCUGCGAUAGUUUGUUUCCCUCGCUGAUGCUGCUGGAACAUCACAAGGAGGAGUUUGAGCACUGGAGCGAUGAGGAGAUUGGCAGGCGAGUUUGUUGCCGUCGUAAUCGAUGCGAUGACGACUACUUCACGGACACGGACUCCUACAUCAGCGAUGCGGAGAGCGAGGACCUGGAAAGGUUGUUGUAAACUUACAACAGCUGCACCUGAAGAGCAGCACAGCUGUGGCUGUCAGAGGGAAAGCGUGUGAUGAUGCCAAAGGCAAAGCCUUUGAAAGCUGGCAUAUUUGUGGCAACGUGCGGCGUCAAUUGUAAGGACUUACGCUGACUGGAUAACGACGUACCGGAAAUAGCCGAGAGUACCGGGUACCGAGUGAAUGUGGCCAUAAUGAAAAUAGAUUAAACCGGUUGACAAAAGCAGCUCCGCAUAACAAUGAAAAAUGAGUGCUCGACCAGUCGCAAAAAGCUGCUGCAAAGUCAAGUUGACUUUGCUUCGACCCAGUAUUAAAUUGUAUAAAUGAGAAACCAAGCAUAUUGAACUUCUAGAGUUUUACAGCAGACCUUAAGCAAUGGUCUUAAAACAAUAAAAAAAAAAAAAUACAAACACAAAUUCAUAGACAAGCAUAUAUACAAAUACUUGUACUUGUUUUUGUCUGUAUAUUUAUAACAAAUAUUUGUGUAAAAAGAGCUAUAACGAGAGCCGCAAAAUGAAUUCAUAUCAUACAAUGCAUAUGUGUCAACCAAAGUGAAACUAUUAUAUUUAUGUACGAAUCUAAAUGUGCAUGUGACUAAGAAAACAUGUAUUUUUAAGUACUCAAAUAAAUACGUGUAAAUCUUUCAA
Drosophila innubila is the source of this 1859-nucleotide messenger RNA. RefSeq lists its product as uncharacterized. The coding region runs from base 270 to 1208 and encodes 312 amino acids. The record is from RefSeq and is a predicted model, not a curated record. The transcript is spliced from 5 exons. NCBI's taxonomy places the organism in Eukaryota, Metazoa, Arthropoda, Insecta, Diptera, Drosophilidae.